This is a messenger RNA of Mastomys coucha (southern multimammate mouse), 1084 nucleotides long. RefSeq names its product helt bHLH transcription factor (gene Helt). Gene Ontology annotation, biological process: regulation of neurogenesis; anterior/posterior pattern specification; regulation of transcription by RNA polymerase II. The record is from RefSeq and is a predicted model, not a curated record. Gene Ontology annotation, cellular component: nucleus. The coding region runs from base 188 to 913 and encodes 241 amino acids. Gene Ontology annotation, molecular function: protein dimerization activity; RNA polymerase II cis-regulatory region sequence-specific DNA binding; DNA-binding transcription factor activity, RNA polymerase II-specific. The transcript is spliced from 4 exons. NCBI's taxonomy places the organism in Eukaryota, Metazoa, Chordata, Mammalia, Rodentia, Muridae.
CUAAUCCUAUGGAAUAAUUCAACUCGUGAGAAUGCACUUGCAGUCCUAGAUGGCUGCUUUAUAAAGGGAGCCCCCUCCGACCUGGGAGGCUGCAGUCUACCUGGAACACUUGAAGAGGCACACGAGGUGGAACGUGGACGAGUGCCUCGCGCCAAGGCCUUUGCCGAGGGCGCGCGCUCACACCAGAAUGUCUGACAGGCUCAAAGAACGCAAAAGAACUCCGGUUUCUCAUAAAGUGAUAGAAAAGCGAAGGAGGGACCGAAUUAACCGCUGCUUGAAUGAGCUGGGCAAGACAGUCCCCAUGGCCCUGGCGAAACAGAGUUCCGGGAAGCUGGAGAAGGCGGAGAUCCUGGAGAUGACAGUUCAGUACCUCCGAGCUCUGCAUUCGGCGGAUUUUCCCCGGGGAAGGGAAAAAGCAGAGCUUUUAGCAGAGUUUGCCAACUACUUCCACUACGGUUACCACGAGUGCAUGAAGAACCUGGUGCACUACCUCACCACCGUGGAGCGGAUGGAGACCAAAGACACCAAGUACGCGCGCAUCCUCGCCUUCUUGCAAUCCAAGGCCCGCCUGGGCGCAGAGCCCACCUUCCCGUCGCUCUCGCUCCCAGAGCCGGAUUUCUCCUAUCAGCUGCAUCCAGCCGGCCCAGAGUUCCCGGUCCACAGCCCGAGCGAAACCACAGUGUUCCCGCAGGGGGCUACCCCAGGGUCAUUCCCUUGGCCUCCUGGAGCGGCCCGCAGCCCAGCACUGCCUUACUUGUCCAGCGCGACCGUACCUCUCCCCAGCCCCGCACAGCAGCACAGCCCCUUCUUGGCUCCGAUGCAGGGCCUGGACCGGCAUUACCUCAAUCUGAUCGGCCACGGUCACCCCAACGCCCUGAACCUGCACACGCCCCAGCACCCUCCGGUGCUCUGAUACUCACUCACUGCCUAGAUUACUUUGGUUUGGUGGCGACUUGAGACGAUGUAUAUAUAUAUGUUGUACAUGUGUAAAUAGUGUGCUAGCAAGAACUGUAUGGGAGGGCUGGUGAGAUGGCUCAGCGGGGAAGAGCACCGACUGCUCUUCGGAAGGUCAUGAGUUCAAAUA